Messenger RNA from Anolis sagrei ordinatus, 2132 nucleotides. RefSeq names its product MIS18 kinetochore protein A (gene MIS18A). NCBI's taxonomy places the organism in Eukaryota, Metazoa, Chordata, Lepidosauria, Squamata, Anolidae. The record is from RefSeq and is a predicted model, not a curated record. Gene Ontology annotation, biological process: CENP-A containing chromatin assembly; chromosome segregation. Gene Ontology annotation, cellular component: chromatin; chromosome, centromeric region; nucleus.
GGGUGGGAGCGCGCCUUAAGACGGAGCAAUGGCGGCACUGGCUCCUGAGGAGUCGACCUUCUCCGCGGCCGGGGAGAGCCAGGCGCCCGGCGGGGAGCGGGAGGGCCCCGACGGCGAGGCGGAGGAGCCGCCCAUGGUGUUCCUGUGCGCCGGCUGCAAGCGGCCCGUGGGGGACAGCCUCAGCUGGGAGGCCCACGACGACGAGAGCGGCUGCGUCCUCCUCAACAGUGAGCGCCAGCGGGGUGUCACCCUCAAUGUCUCUGUGGACAAAGAGCAAAAACUUUCGACCCAGGCAGGUGAAUAUGGCUGCAUGAUUGAAACCUUGUUUUGCUCUGGAUGCAAGAUGACACUUGGAAGCAUUUACAGAUGCACACCAAGACAUCUGGACUAUAAACGAGAUUUAUUUUGCUUGAAUGUUGACUCCCUAGACAGUUACAUCUUAGGAUCCUCAGAACAGAAAGCUGAAAUUGAUGAGGAACCUCUCACCCUUGAAAGUCGAGCUAGUUUAGAAGAAUCACUAGGAAGGGCAGAAACAAUAUUGAAAGCAUUGGAGCAACGGUUGUCUGUAGUUGAAUCAAGUUUUGCAUCUCUUCAUAACAUUGGCUGAAAAAGACCAUGAACCUUACUAAUGUUAAUAUUGUUACAUAACUUUGGUGUUGAUGACAUAUACUCCUUGGAGUUUGUUGAAUCACUGAAAGAAUUAGCCACUUAAAAACUCAGAAUAUAGCUCAGUCUCUGGCAGGCUGCAAAUACAGGUUUCCCAGGAAGGAAAAUACUUCUGGGGAACUGAAGAGAUUCUUCAGAGAUCCUGUUAAUCAAAAAUCUCUUUAAUUUCCUGAAUGACUGAGAUCUUUUUCAGUGUUCAUGUUGGCUUUCUGCUUUUGAUUCUGUAUAUAGUUUGUGACAUCAGUUUGUCAGUUUAAGGAAAAAUGUGCUUAUCCUUCAAGGAUGCUGGUACCUUUAAGGCAGGCAUGAGCAAACUUGGGCCCUCCAGGUGUUUUGGACUUCAACUCCCACAAUUCCUACAGUCAGUAAGUUGUUAGGAAUUGUGGAAGUUGAAUCCAAAACACCUGGAGGACUGAAGUUUGCCCAUGCCUGCCCUAAGGGGUCUUAGGAGAUCAGUGCCUGGAGAUCAAUGGCACGGUACUUAAACCUUCUGUGUAUGAUAACCGCUAUUUAGUCUACAUUUAGAUAUAAUAUAGAUGUCACCUGAGCCUUCAUCUGUGAAAUUGUUCAAAUUAUUUAAUUAUUGCAUCCUUUGCUCUAGAAUGCAAGAAUAAUGUUUAAAUCUUCCAGAAGAACCUGGGCAUGUCAGAAACUUUGCGUUUCCUCUUUUUCAAGUAAUACAUUGAGCUAAAUCCAGUUUUUGUCCUAACUGCAGCUAUGUUAGGACAAAAAUGAAACUUAUUAAGCAAUUAAAAUGAGACGUAUUAAGCAAUACUGAUUGAUUUCUAUGGAUUAUCUCAAAUCCAGGGCUGAAAUUGGAUUUCGCCUUUUAUCUUUGUAAAUAAAGUAACAGAAAUGCUAUAGAACUUAAGCUCAGUUUUGUAAUUUUAUGAUAUAAAGGAUUGUUUUCUAUUGUUAUUUUGAAAUCAAGAGACUUGAAUAAAUGGAAAUGCUCAGCAAGGUAUAUGUUUCAAUAAAAAUGGGAAUUUAUAACUGAGCAGAGAUAUAAAACUAAAUAGACAUUUUUUUAUUGCAAGUCUUGGUGCUUAUUGAUAAGCAUCUCAUCCUCCAGAAUUUGAAGCUUCGUGAGGUCUGCUAAAGCUGAAUAGCUUUUAUGUUUCAAAUAACCUGGGAUGGCAUUAGUCAUUAGAUUUCUUAUUAUGUUAUAGAACAUUUUGUUCAUUUAAUUCAGAUGCAUCAUAGGGUUUCAUCUCUUGUUUUCUUUUUUAAAACCAGCCCCCAUUCAUCAAGAGAAGCCUUGCAAAAUAGACUGUUGUAUUAAUAGGUGUCAUGAAGCAGGAAGCUCAAGCAGACAUUUUACCUUUUCUCUCACAAAACAAAAGGUGCUGUGGCAGCUUCAAGACAACUAAACACAAUUAUUAUAGCAUUUGUAACAGUUUGUUCUCACGUUGUUUUGGUAAAAUGCGUCUUGGUAGUGUGAAUAAAAAUUGGAAAUGAUGACUCAA